This is a messenger RNA of Pelecanus crispus (Dalmatian pelican), 1792 nucleotides long. It is a transcript of the gene EZR, whose product is annotated as ezrin. NCBI's taxonomy places the organism in Eukaryota, Metazoa, Chordata, Aves, Pelecaniformes, Pelecanidae. Gene Ontology annotation, molecular function: actin binding. Gene Ontology annotation, cellular component: cytoskeleton. The record is from RefSeq and is a predicted model, not a curated record.
GUUCGAGUUGUUACUAUGGAUGCAGAGCUGGAGUUUGCCAUCCAGCCAAACACUACAGGCAAACAGCUGUUUGACCAGGUGGUUAAAACCAUAGGUUUGCGAGAAGUGUGGUACUUUGGUCUUCAGUAUGUGGACAACAAAGGAUUCCAGACUUGGCUGAAGCUUGAUAAAAAGGUUUCUGCUCAAGAAAUCAGAAAGGAGAAUCCCCUCCAGUUCAAAUUCCGUGCCAGGUUCUUCCCAGAGGAUGUGUCUGAUGAGCUGAUCCAGGACAUCACGCAGAAGCUCUUCUUCCUGCAGGUGAAGGAGGGGAUCCUCAGUGAUGAGAUCUACUGUCCUCCUGAAACAGCAGUACUUCUUGGCUCCUAUGCUGUACAGGCCAAAUUUGGAGAUUACAACAAAGAUGUGCACAAGCCUGGAUACCUCAAUUCAGAGCGCCUGAUCCCCCAAAGGGUAAUGGACCAGCAUAAACUCUCCAGAGAGCAGUGGGAAGAACGGAUCCAGGUGUGGCAUGCUGAACACAGUGGCAUGCUCAAAGAGACUGCCAUGCUGGAAUACCUGAAGAUUGCUCAAGACCUGGAGAUGUAUGGAAUCAACUACUUUGAAAUCAAGAAUAAGAAAGGAACUGAUCUUUGGCUGGGGGUUGAUGCCUUGGGGCUCAACAUCUAUGAGAAGGAUGAUAAACUGACUCCAAAGAUUGGGUUCCCCUGGAGCGAAAUCAGAAACAUCUCUUUCAAUGACAAGAAGUUUGUUAUAAAGCCUAUUGACAAGAAGGCACCAGACUUUGUGUUUUACGCCCCUCGUCUGAGAAUUAACAAGAGGAUCCUGCAGCUCUGCAUGGGCAACCAUGAACUGUAUAUGCGGCGCAGGAAGCCCGACACGAUUGAGGUGCAACAGAUGAAAGCCCAGGCCCGGGAAGAGAAGCACCAGAAAGAGCUGGAAAGGCAACAACUAGAAAAUGAAAAGAAGAAGAGGGAGACAAUUGAGAGGGAGAAAGAGCAAAUGUUGAGGGAGAAGGAGGAGCUGCUGGUGAGGCUACAAGAGUAUGAGGUGAAGACUCAGAAAGCAGAGAAAGAGCUCUCAGAUCAGAUCCAAAGAGCCCUUCAGCUGGACGAGGAAAGGAGACGAGCCCAGGAGGAAGCAGAACGCUUGGAAGCUGAUCGUUUGGCUGCUCUACAGGCCAAGGAAGAGCUGGAGAGACAAACUAUGGACCACAUAAAGAGCCAGGAACAGCUGGCUGCAGAGCUUGCAGAGUAUACAGCCAAGAUUGCCCUUCUUGAAGAGGCAAGGAAGCGUAAAGAGAGCGAGGUUGAAGAGUGGCAAAUCAGAGCCAAGGAAGCCCAGGAGGAUCUGGUAAAGACAAAGGAGGAGCUACACCUGGUAAUGACUGCUCCACCCCCACCCCCUCCACCUGUCUACGAGCCAGUGAACUACCAUGUCCAGGAUAACUUGCAAGAUGAAGGAUCCGAGUACUCCGCCUACAGCGCAGAGUUCUCCAGCGAGGGGAUCAGGAAUGAUCGCAACGAGGAGAAACGCAUUACUGAGGCAGAGAAGAAUGAACGUGUACAGAGGCAACUGAGGGCACUGACUGAUGAGCUGGCCCAGGCUAGAGAUGAAAACAAGAGGACCCACAAUGAUAUUAUCCACUCGGAGAACAUGCGACAGGGCCGUGACAAGUACAAGACGCUGCGGCAGAUCCGGCAAGGCAACACUAAGCAGAGAAUCGAUGAGUUUGAGGCGAUGUAACGAUGCUUAUAGCAAGAAGGCAGAACUGUGGGAAAGGCAGAUCUUAAUG